GUUUCCCUUCCGGGUCUCGGCUGCCGCUCCUUCCGCCCCUGUGCAUCCGCUGGCAGCUCCCGCCGGGUCCCCUGGCUGGUGCAGAGGGAGCGAGUUCCGGGCGGCUCCGCUGGGCCUGGGCGGAGGGUUCCGGGCGCUGGAGCGGACUCGGAGCCGCGACGAUGAAGAAGGAGCAGGUUCUGCACUGCCAGUUCUCGGCCUGGUACCCGCGCUUCCGGGCCCUCACCAUCCGCAGUGCUAUACUUCCACUGCCACAGAAUGUGAAGGAUUAUUUGCUGGAUGAUGGAACUCUGGUAGUUUCAGGAAGGGAUGAUCCCCCAACAUGUUCUCAGGAAGACAGUGAUGAUGAUCAGGCAGAGGAAAUACAGUGGUCGGAUGAUGAGAAUACCACAACACUUACGGCACCAGAAUUCCCUGAGUUUGCACUUAAAGUUCAAGAAGCUAUCGCUUCCCUGGGGGGCAGCAUCUUCCCGAAGCUCAACUGGAGUGCUCCAAGGGAUGCCUAUUGGAUAGCAAUGAAUAGUUCUCUGAAAUGUAAAACCCUCAGUGACAUCUUCCUCCUCUUCAAGAGUUCAGACUUCAUUACUCGUGACUUCACUCAGCCAUUUAUUCACUGUACUGAUGAUACCCCUGAUCCUUGCUUGGAAUAUGAGCUUGUGCUUCGAAAAUGGUGUGAAUUAAUUCCUGGGGCAGAAUUCAGAUGCUUUGUGAAAGAAAACAAACUUAUAGGUAUAUCGCAGAGAGACUACACGCAAUAUUAUGAGCAUAUCUCUAAACAAAAUGAGGAAAUCUGUAGAUGUAUACAGGAGUUCUUCAAGAAACAUAUUCAAUAUAAAUUCUUGGAUGAAGACUUUGUUUUUGAUGUGUACAGAGACAGCAUGAGUAAGGUCUGGUUAAUCGAUUUUAACCCCUUUGGUGAAGUAACAGACUCUCUGCUGUUUACAUGGGAAGAAUUGACAUCUGGGAAGAACUUGAAAGGUGACCAUAGUGAAGGGGAGGCUGUGGAACAGGACUAUCCAGCAUUCCGCUGUACAAACAGCAAAGUGACCGUCCAGCCUAGCCCUUACCUGAGCUAUCGAUUGCCCAAGGACUUUGUAGAUCUUUCUACUGGAGAAGAUGUUCACAAACUAGUUGAUUUUCUCAAACUGAAAAGAAAUCAGCAAGAUGAUGACUGAGGAACCAUGAAGUGUAAGAUGAAAUUUAAAACAAGAAAUUUGGCUAAUUAAGGCCAAAUAAUAGAGUAGCUAUUCAACAGCCAUCAGUUUAAAGAAUUACCUGCUUUUUAUAUUCAUCUGAAACAACUGAAGAGAUGCUGAUCCAAUGUGUGUAUUGGUUUAAUAAAUACAAAUUUUAGGAAACCAUUCUGGUAUGGUGACAUGGUACAUUGGCCUGUCUUGUAUGAUACAACAUCUUUAGAUUCCAAGCUAGAUGCUUGUACAAAUGCCCCGAUGCAAGCAAGUCAGGGUCUGUGUACAUUUAAGUAAUCAAAUCCCCAUUCUUGAAGAUUGUGUGCAUCCAAGUCGUUGAGGUUUACUGAAAGUGUAAGACUUUCACUCAUGUGCUAGUACAUCCUACAAAUUUAACUCUUGCGCAGUCAAAAUGUCAAGUAUCCCUCCUGCUUAGACACAGGCUAUUUUAAAGCACAGUCUAGUUGUAGAGUAACAAAAAAAAAAUUCCUUUAACUUUGUAAAUUUAAUUUAAGUUUUGAGAACACUUUUGUUGUUUUUAUAGAAGAGAAGGCUGAGAAAAAUUAAUUUUUUCUCAGUAAAGACCACCAAUAGUGUAUUUCACAUUAAAGAAAAAAUAGAUUGAACCCAUUAUGUUGGCUAAACAAUUUACCAACAAAUGUGGAUGUCAUUUGUUUUUUUCUAAAUCCUGAAAGCGCUGUGAAAUGAAGUCGUGUUUUUCAGAGUGCAGAUAUAGUCAGGAAAUUUGCAGAAAUGGGGCACUUCAGAAACCAAUUUCAUAUUUGAAACUGAGUUUUAUUCCUUCAGUAUAAGUCUCAAGCAAUCAGCUGUGGCUUCAUACAGUGAAGUAAGCCUCUGUUUAAGUGUGGACUCAGUUCUGCUCCUAUUGCAUCCAGUGGCCAAAAUCUCUGACUUUGAUGGGAAAAGGAUUGGCCCUGUAAUUUAUGAUGGAUUUUGGAUUCAUUUGGUGCUUCAGCCCCCUCUAGUGAUAGGAGGCAGCUUGAUGCAAUGACUACGGAGCUAGGAAACCUGGGUUCUCUUCCUAGAUUUGUUACGAACUUGCCAAAGUGUCAAAUAAUUUGAGUAACUCCAUUUUUGGGUGUCCAGCUUGAUAGGUGGGGCCUUAUCUUCAGGGGAGCACAGCAUACCCAUCUGCAGUUGAAGUGCAUACGAGCUGCAGUUGCUCAUUGGCUCUGAAAAUCUAAUCCUAAUUUGUCUCAAACUGGCCAUCCAAAAAUUAACAGCUAUUUUAAGAAAUUUAGUUCUUUGCCUCGCUGUUCCUCAGUUUUUCUAUAAAAAGGUAGAUAAUACUUAGAAAAUUGGUCACUGCUCAUCCUUUUGUGGUUUUAGUUUUGAAUGAUCACUACUUGUGGCAUAGGGCUGUACAGAUUGUACAUCCUGAUCAACCAUAUAUGCUCUUCAAAUAUGCUUCUGAAAGAUUUGCUGUCUUUGAUGUGGAGGAAGUAACAGGCAAUGGCUCUUGCAGUCUGAAAUUACAAAAUCUGUUUCUUUCUGAAGCUUGAGGUGCAUAUUAAAGAGUUGCCAUUUAAGCAUGAGGUAUCAAAGGUUGCUAAAUCAGGCAGGAAUUACUUAAGAAAAAUCUUGAAGGAAAUGUUCAGAAAAUUCAUAUAUUUUAAGGCCGGGGGGGUGGGGCAGGCGGAGGGGUUAUUAGGAUCAUCCAGUCAGACCACCUGAAUAACACAAACCAUAGACUUUCACCAAAGAAUUCCUGCAUUAAGUCCAUAACUGCUGGUUGUGUUUGAGCAUGCCCGUAAGAAGACACCCAACCUUCAUUUAAAGACUUCAAGUACUAGAGAAUCCACCCUCACUGUUUGUCUUCAGCUUCCAAGACAUUGGAUCUUAUAACUUUUUCUGCUAGAUUGUGGUGGUCUAUUCUCAGAAGUCUUCUUGUAGCACUCAUGAGAGAGGGUCAUAACAUUCUUCUGGAGGUACUGUACUUAAAGACCAUGAGAAAAAUUAAUGAUAAUUCUCUUUUUGGUCAGACAGAGGUAGACAGGGUGUCAGUACCAUUGCCCCAGGAUAAUAUUAACCUCUCCAAGCCUCUAUUUUAAUAUUUGUCUAUUUCACAUGUAGCAACCUCUUUAGUCCUACGUCAGAUCAUAGAUGAAUUUCUACACAGAACCAUGAUAAUUACUGAAAUACAAGAAUCCAUUUCAUCAAGCCCAUGUUCAUGAGCGAAUCAUUCUAUUGACUCUUAUGUGGAUGAGGGCUGUAGGAUCAGAUCCUUACAUUGUACAAUUAAAAAUAUAAGCAAACAUUAUUUUAAGUGUGAAGUAUAUAGUAAGUAUAAGGAAAUUAUUAGAGAAUGGAGGUAGGUGCAUGCAGGGUAGUUGUACAGACAGUGAAAAGACACUUUGCUAACUAGUAACCUCUUUUAUAAAAUGGUGGAAUUGCCCAGGGUCUGAGCUAUGCAUCAUCUCAGUGGGACAGUCAUGGUUCUUGGAUUGCAGUUCUUCCUGGUGUUCUAAGAAACUUCUCCCCCCAAUAGCUGUGUUUAAUUUCUCAGCUGGACAGCAGUCUUAACAAUAUUCCACUGAACUCCUCCAUUAAAAAUAUUACAUCUUUUAAAAAAUUACCAAGAGUAAAAGUUACCUGCAGUACGGUGUGCCUACUUAAUGAAGAGGACUCUGAUGAAUGUAGCCUUACUCCUUCCCUUGGCUAUGGGUCUCCCUUGUAGUUCCUUUGGCUCAUUUGCGUUCUUAAUAUCCCCCUCCUCUUUCCUAAUCCCACUGAUAAACGGUUUGAUUAAUCUCAACAUCAGAAGAAACAGAAAAUGUAAUAUUGAACAGAACCAAAAAAAAUCACCUUGCUCUGCAUAAUAUUUUAUAUGAUUCAGAUUUGCAGAUUUCAUUUCUGAGUGUGCUGCUUUGCCAAGUCUGGAAAGGGAAAUAUGAAUGAUGGAAAUAUUCUCCCCCCUGUACCAUCUCCUUUGGCAGAAUGAAUACCACCUGUUGGAUUCUAGACACCUUAUAUGGCCAUAAAAUUAUCCUCGCGAACAUAUCCAACAUUCUCAGUCAGGCACUCUGUGUAAAUCUUUCACAUAUCCUUCUGUGCCCAUGUAUGGCUGGCACCCAGGACACCAUAGUAAGCAUAGUCGAAACCCAAUGAGACACAGUUGAGUGAGAAUAUAGACAUUAGGCUAAGAGUCACAACACAGCCUUUAAUUGGCAAUGCAUAGUGCCAUGACAUCCUAAAGAAUGUGGCAUCUCCUAAUUUGUCACUAACUCUGUGUAAAGGCUCUUUUGGUAGGUUUAUAAAAGGCUAGCAGACCCUUCGCAUGUAGUGAGAUCUUGGGUAGCAUUUUUACUAUUAAAUACUUAUUACAGUAACACCCAGAGGAUCAGGGCCGUAUUAUGUGUGAUGCUCUGCAAACAAAGAGCAUCUGUGUUGCUUGUCAUUUUACAAAGGAGGGGGGGGAGAGGAGGACAGAUAUGUCUUGCAUAUAUAUGCAUGCCCUUAUUCUGUUUUGUAUUUUAUAAAUAUCAGCUUUCCCAACUGCCCAUCAGCCUAUCGCCAUCUUUGGGGAAUUCUUGUAGGUGUCAGGCGCAGAAAGUUGGCAUAGAGGAGAAGGGUAAAAACUUUACAGAUCAGUUCCAUGCAUAAGGCACAGCAGAGGAAAGCAUGGAUCUUUGUAGGAGGAGGGGACAAGCCAUCAAUGCUGGCAUUGUUGGUAGAACGGAAAUGGGCAAGCAUAGAUAAAAAUUUGCUUCCUUAGUACACAUUUAAGCUAGUUCCCUUUAAUGUGCUGAAACAACUCUUGAUGUCUCUUUUCUAGCUGGAGGGGAAGGACAUCUGGCUGAAUGACAUCUGCUAGUGUGGCAGCCAAAAUGUAAAUAAGCAAAUCAGCCUGGCAAAGUUCUUCAUUCUGAAGUGGCAAAGUCCUGCAGAUAGGGCUGUGUUUGGAUAGCAUUUCUCCUCAAACCUGUCAUUUUAGGAAGAACACUGGAAUAGAAUACAUAUCUUUGGGUCUUUGAGAUGGUGCUUAAAAGUAUAAUUCCGGGGCCACAGUCACACAGCUUUUGACACAUGGUGAACCCUAGAUAAAUCCUGACGUUAGAGGCUUGGUAUCAGUGUGCUUUAAAUAAGUUUAGAUCAUUUUUACCCUAUAUACAUUUUAGGCUUAAACUGUGGCUCUUCAACAGUAUCAUGAAACUCCUUUCUAAAUCUUUUAACAUGUUGGGGAGGGGGGCGUUCUUUGGGAUGGUUUGGUUUUGUUUUGUUUUUUGUUUGUUGGUUUGUUUUAAAUAAUGAAAACUCAACCAGAAAUUGGAUUUGUAGUUCCUUUGUUAUUGAUGAAUUUUGGUAGCUCCCUCUGAAGAAUACAGCCUUCCAUGUCAUAUACUAAUCCUGAGACUAGAUGUAAUUAAAAUUGCAUUUCUCUGCAUAA
Molecule: messenger RNA, 5595 nt
Organism: Mauremys mutica (yellowpond turtle)
Lineage: Eukaryota; Metazoa; Chordata; Testudines; Geoemydidae
Gene: CDC123
Product: cell division cycle 123
Exons: 13
Coding region: 162-1175 (337 amino acids)
Cellular component (GO): cytoplasm
Source: RefSeq, a predicted model, not a curated record